Carlito syrichta (Philippine tarsier) is the source of this 410-nucleotide messenger RNA. RefSeq names its product WD repeat-containing protein 44-like. The transcript is spliced from 3 exons. Lineage: Eukaryota; Metazoa; Chordata; Mammalia; Primates; Tarsiidae. The annotation marks the transcript as partial. Gene Ontology annotation, molecular function: protein binding. The record is from RefSeq and is a predicted model, not a curated record.
GAUGACAGGUAUUUUCUGAGUGGGUCAUUGGAUGGAAAGCUCCGUCUUUGGAACAUACCUGACAAAAAAGUGGCUUUGUGGAAUGAAGUAGAUGGUCAGACAAAAUUGAUCACAGCUGCAAAUUUCUGUCAGAAUGGCAAAUAUGCAGUGAUCGGGACAUAUGAUGGCAGAUGUAUUUUCUAUGAUACAGAGCAUUUGAAAUACCAUACACAAAUACAUGUCAGAUCUACUAGAGGACGCAACAAGGUUGGAAGAAAAAUUACUGGCAUUGAGCCUUUACCUGGAGAAAAUAAGAUACUGGUGACCUCAAAUGAUUCCAGAAUCAGAUUAUAUGAUCUGAGAGAUUUGUCACUGUCCAUGAAGUAUAAGGGUUAUGUUAACAGCAGCAGCCAGAUCAAAGCAAGUUUCAG